Molecule: messenger RNA, 849 nt
Organism: Syzygium oleosum
Lineage: Eukaryota; Viridiplantae; Streptophyta; Magnoliopsida; Myrtales; Myrtaceae
Product: aquaporin PIP2-7-like
Exons: 4
Coding region: 1-849 (282 amino acids)
Biological process (GO): transmembrane transport
Cellular component (GO): plasma membrane
Molecular function (GO): water channel activity
Source: RefSeq, a predicted model, not a curated record
AUGCCGGAGGAAGGACUGACCCACCACCACCACGGGGAGGACUGCACGGACCGGCCACCAGCCUCUCUCCUCGAUAUGGCCGAGCUCAAGCUCCCGUCCUUCUACCGAGCCCUCAUCGCGGAGUUCGUGGCCACUCUCCUCUUCCUCUACGUCACCAUCGUCACCAUUAUCGGCCAUAAGAAGCAGGCCGAGCCUUGCGACAGCGUCGGUGUCUUAGGCAUUGCCUGGGCCUUCGGCGGCAUGAUUUUCAUCCUCGUUUAUUGCACUGCUGGCAUAUCUGGUGGGCACAUCAACCCGGCGGUGACAUUGGGGCGAUUUUUGGCAAAGAAGGUGAGCUUGAUCAGGGCAGUGUCGUACAUGAUCGCCCAGUGCUUGGGCGCGAUCUGUGGUGUAGGAUUGGUGAAGGCAUUCAUGAAGCCCUACUACGACUUGCACGGAGGUGGUGCAAACUCGGUGGCUCCGGGCUAUGGCAUGGGUACGGCCCUGGGUGCUGAGAUCAUCGGCACUUUCGUGCUGGUUUAUACUGUGUUCUCGGCCACUGACCCAAAGAGGAGAUCUUGCGACUGUCAUGUGCCCGUUUUGGCUCCAUUGACAAUUGGCUUUGCAGUGUUCAUGGUUCACCUGGCCACCAUCCCCAUCACCGGCACCGGCAUCAACCCGGCUAGGAGCUUUGGUGCCGCUGUUAUCUACAACAACCACAAAGUCUGGGAUGACCAAUGGAUCUUCUGGUUUGGACCAUUUGUGGGGGCAUUAGCAGCAACAGUAUACCACCACCAAUUUCUCAGAGCAACUUCCAUCAAGGCUCCCAGAGAAACUGCCAUCGAGGCCCUCGGCAACCCUACCAACUAA